Molecule: messenger RNA, 4539 nt
Organism: Colletotrichum spaethianum
Lineage: Eukaryota; Fungi; Ascomycota; Sordariomycetes; Glomerellales; Glomerellaceae
Product: E3 ubiquitin-protein ligase TOM1-like
Exons: 4
Coding region: 1-4539 (1512 amino acids)
Biological process (GO): positive regulation of protein catabolic process; protein polyubiquitination; proteasome-mediated ubiquitin-dependent protein catabolic process
Molecular function (GO): ubiquitin-protein transferase activity
Source: RefSeq, a predicted model, not a curated record
AUGUACGACGAUGAAUAUGGCGAUGAGCUCGACUAUGGCGACGAAGACGUAUCCGACGAUGGUGAAGGCGGCGUCAGCGACGAAGAUGAAGAGCUUGGCGAAAUGGGUGAGAUCGAGGGUCUUCAUGGAGAUCCUGGUGUCGUUGAGGUCAUCAUGGAUGAGGAUGAUGACAUGGACGAAGAUGACGACGAACUAAGUGAAGAUGACGAGAUGGAUUCCGACGAUAUGGAGGACAUGGACGACCAUGUCGAUAUCGUAGAGGAGAUUGUUGAUGAAGACGGCAAUCCCAUCGAGGAUGACGGUGCCUCAGAAUGGGAGAGCGAGUCGGAUGAAGAAGAGGACGAGGAUGACGAAGACGUCGACUAUGAGGCUGAGGCUCAGGAGCUUGAGGAAGCUCACAUGCACGGCAUGGAGCCUGGCGACAUCAUUGACAAUCUGGCCCGAGCAGUGAUGGACCCUGAGGAUUACGAGGGCGAAGAUAUGGACGAUCUCGGAGACCACUACAUUGACGAUGGUCGUGACGAAGAUGAUGAUGAGGAUGAUGAUGAGGACAUGGAAGAAGACGAGCUCAUCUAUGAUGAGGACUACCCUCACGACCAUCCGCCCCCCAACCUCCCGUCUGCCCUUGGAUGGGAUACCCUCGUUGUCGAGCCCUUCGGCGGCCAUCCUCAUCAGGUUCACCGUCACCGCCACGGACACCGUAGUCCCUUCCCCCCAGGAUUCAUGGUUGGCGGUGGCCGCGAUCCCUUAGGAGACUUCCGAAGCUAUUUCUCUCCCCGACACAGACCGAAUGCCGCGCCGAACAAUGCCGACGAUGGUGUUAACCCUCUCUUGCGCCGAAACGGCCAAGGCCGCGAGGCAUCUCCUCGCCCUGCGCCUGGUUCCGGCAUGAUUGGCCUGCGUCUGCCUCCUGAUAUUUUCGGUCCUGGUGGACAGCAUCUGUCCAACAGCCCCAUCGCCAUUCUGAACGACUUGGUUGCAUCUCUACCGGUUAUGCGCCAUGGUCAGUCUGCAGUCCACUUGUCUAUCACCCAGAAUGGACGUGGCGAAGUGAGGGAGUACCACGUUGCACCCCGUGAUUCCAGAACGGAUAACCGCCGUGAAACCACUUACCACGAGCCUCAACAAGCCGUUGCCUUCACUCCCGAGACAACUUUUGAGCGCUACCAGGAAGAGGCCCGAAUGGUGUUCGGCGGGGCCCACUUUGUUGAGAAAGCCCAGAAGCUUAUCAACAUCAUUCUCUCGAAGCUAGUCCCCCCUGCCAUGGAAUUUGAGAAGAAGCUCAGGGCUGAAGAAGAGGAGCGACGCAAGAUCCGAGAAGAGGAGCGUAAGAAGUUUGAGCAGCAGCAAGAGCAAGCAAAACGAGAAAAGGCAGCCAAGGAAGCCGAAGAAAAGGCUCUCCGCGAGAGAAAAGAAGCGGAAGAGCGCGAAGAGCAAGAGCGCCUGGCUGCUGAAGCUGCUGCCGCUACAGGCGAGCGCGAUGUGGCAUCUGUUCAAGGAAAUCAUCCAGAAGCGGCCGUCCCUUCCCAAGCCAUGGAAGGCGUCGAAACGCAAGAAGCUUCCGCACCCUCCGCAGACGACACGGCAGAUGACGGCAGUCGUGUCCUGACAAUAAUCCGGGGCGAGGAAGUUGAUGUCACCGAACUUGGCAUUGAUCCUGAGUAUCUCGCCGCUCUACCAGAGGAGUUCAGAGAAGAGGUCAUUGCGCAGACUGUCAGCACUAGACGUUCGCAGGCCCGAGAUGAAUCUGCCACCGGCGAACAAGGCGAAGUUUUCCAAGAAUUCUUGGACGCCCUCCCCGAAGACCUGCGACUGGAAAUCGUCCAGCAAGAACGUCAAGAGGCGCGACGACGGGAGCGAGAUGAGCAGCGCCGCCAGGUAGCGACCGCGGGCCAGGAUCAGAUCGCGGUCGAUAUGGACCCGGCAAGCAUUCUAUUGACCUUUCCUCCCGAGUUGCGCCAGCAGGUACUCAUGGAUCAGGGAGAGGACAUCAUGGACCACUUGCCUCCAGAAAUGGCUGCUCAAGCCCGCCUGCUUGCUCAGCAACAUAGCGUUCAUCCUGCCGUCACAGGCAGAAGCCCGCCCGUGGCAGCUCGACGGCCAGGUGCGCCGCAGGUCGAGUCUGGAGAAAGCAACGAGAACAAGGUCCAGCGACGGACUGUAGUACAGAUGCUGGACAAGGCUGGAGUCGCCACUCUUCUUCGUCUAAUGUUCAUUGCCCAGAUCGGCUCCAUCCGCAACUACCUCUUCAGCGUCCUCGCCGAUGUUUGUGAAAACCGACAAAACCGUCUCGAGGUGAUCAGCACCAUCCUCUUGAUUCUGCAAGAGGGAAGCACAGACAUGGAUGCUGUUGAGCGCAGCUUUAGCCAACUCUCCCUCAAAGCCAAGAAGCCAAAGGACAAGGAUGCGGACCCCAAGACCCCUCAGAAUCUUAAGCGAACUCUGACAUCGCUGAGCACCGCGGGACCACAGCAAUCCAACUCAGAGAUCUCGCCGCUGAUGGUGGUUCACCAGUGUCUGGACCUGUUGCAGGACCUCUCUACGAAGAACCCCCACAUUCCAAUGCUUUUCCUGACAGAACAUGAGGCGGUAGGGUCCUCCCUCAAGCGCACGCUCAGUCGCAAGGGCAAGACCAAGGACUCCAAGGCCCACAAGUACGCGAUCAACUCUCUGCUCACUCUUCUCGACAGAGACUUGGUAAUGGAGAGCUCAGUCGUUAUGGCGUACCUGGCCGAUCUGCUCAACAAAAUCACUGUGCCCCUGGCAACCAUGGAGCGACGCCGCCGGGAGGCUUUGGAAAAGGCAUCUCGGGAAGCAAAGAAGAAGGCUGCCGAGAAUGCUAUGGAGGCUGGCGAGGCUUCGACUGCAGGUGAUCAGCCGUCAAACAACGAAGCUUCCGAGACUACGAUUGCCGAUAUCAAUGCCAAUGCCGAGAACAAGGAGUCCAAGGCGCCUGGAGCUGAGGCUGACGCCCAAUCAGAGAACCCCAAGAACAACGACAAGUCAGAUGCAAGCCAGAAAACACCGCGGCAAAUGCAGGUCCCCGUCAUUCCGCCGCACAACCUCACUCUUGUUAUCAAGAUCUUCGUCGCCCGCGAGUGCAGCUCCAAGACCUUCCAAAACACCAUUUCGGCCAUCAAGAAUCUGUCCGCCAUUCCCGGCGCCAAGGCCACGUUCGGACAAGAGCUGGUUCGCCAAGCCCGUGUGCUGAGCGAGAACAUUGUGGCGGACCUCGAUGAGCUUCUCCCUCACAUUGAGAAAGCCACUUCUGGAACAGAGAUUCAAGGUGUUGCGCUUGCCAAAUUCUCUCCCGGUGCUUCCGAGCAGAACAAGCUGCUUCGUGUUCUGACAGCGCUUGAUCACUUGUUCGACAACAAGAAGAAGAACGAUAAGGCGGACGAGGAAGCGGAGACGAACAUCAAUGAGAAGCAGGAUCUCGUCACAUCCCUUUACCACAACUCAACUUUCUCGACCAUGUGGGAGAAGUUGAGCGCCUGUCUCAGCGCGAUUCGUGAGAGAGAGAAUAUGGUCAACGUGGCUACGAUCCUGUUACCUCUGAUCGAGUCUCUCAUGGUUGUCUGCAAGAACACCGCUAUGAAUGAUGAUCCGCAAGCACCCAACCAGACAAGCAAGGAGAUGCUGCUGUCAAGCCCGCCACCAGAAAACCGUAUGGCAGGGCUCUUCUUUACUUUCACCGAGGAACAUCGCCGAAUCCUGAAUGAGCUGGUCCGCAACAGCCCCAAGCUCAUGUCCGGAACCUUUGCACUUCUCGUCAAGAACCCCAAGGUGCUCGAGUUCGACAACAAGCGCAACUACUUCAACCGCAGCGUGCACAGCCGUUCUAGCAACAAUCAACGGCCAUCGUUCCCGGCUUUACAACUCUCAGUUCGUCGCGAGCAUGUCUUCCACGACUCGUUCAAGUCACUCUACUUCAAGACUGGCGACGAGAUGAAGUAUGGCAAGCUUAAUAUCCGCUUCCAUAAUGAGGAGGGUGUGGACGCUGGAGGCGUGACACGCGAGUGGUUCCAGGUCUUGUCAAGGCAGAUGUUCGAUGCCAACUACGCCCUCUUCAUCCCGGUCUCCUCUGACCGUACAACAUUCCACCCCAACAAGCUGAGUGGCAUCAACGACGAACAUCUUAUGUUCUUCAAGUUUAUCGGACGCAUUAUCGGCAAGGCCCUGUACGAGGGCCGUGUGCUUGACUGUUACUUCAGCCGUGCUGUCUACAAGCGCAUCCUCGGCAAGUCUGUGUCCGUCAAAGAUAUGGAGUCUUUCGACCCCGACUACUACAAGUCGCUCGUUUGGAUGCUCGACAAUGACAUCACGGACAUCAUUACUGAAACAUUCUCGGUCGAGGACGACGAGUUCGGCGUUACCCGGACUGUCGACCUGUGCCCUAAUGGCCGCGACAUUGCCGUCACCGAGGAGAACAAGCACGACUAUGUGCGUCUGGUUGUAGAGCACAAGCUUUUGUCAUCUGUUAAGGAGCAGAUGGAGCACUUCUUAAAGGCGGGAAGCGACUACUUCGGCUUUGCAUAA